Messenger RNA from Lactuca virosa, 1869 nucleotides. Lineage: Eukaryota; Viridiplantae; Streptophyta; Magnoliopsida; Asterales; Asteraceae. The record is from the annotation of a GenBank genome assembly.
AUGUUGAUCGACACAGGUGCGCUUCUUGAAGUUCACGGAUCUUCCUCCCUAGCUUCACAGACUUUAUUAAGGUUUUUUUUGUUCAUUUUUUCACCGAUUUAUGAACUUUUAGAUUUAUGUUUAGUCAAUGCGUUUCUUUUAGGCGAAAGGAGAAAUUACAUAUUCCAAGUGGUGGAUUCUGCAGAACUUUCACAUCCUGACAGGGAUUUAGUUGAUGAGGCAUUGAAGGCCUCAAUAAGGGUUAACGGAUAUCUACAUGUGAGUAUCUAAAUACAAAUCUUACUCUGUACAAUGCGGUACUGAAAGCUGAUCAAGAUCAGACUCUAACAAGCAAUGAAGCUAAAAGUUGCACGAGAUCUUCGCAUUGAUUUUGAAAAGGGUGGAAUUCAUCUAUCUGCAGGGGUCCUCGUGGAGGUGGCUAGUCAUAUAAUAGAGGUGGAAUGUAAUCAUAAAUGGGCUGGAAUGGAAUGCAAUAUGGAAUGGCUGGAAAGGGAAUAGGAAUGGAGAUAAUCAACAACUGAACCCGAUAAGACCAAGGCUGCCUCUGAAUAGGAAUCCUGGUCUCGUCUUGAUGCUAUUUGUCUUCAAUGGAUAUAUUAUCGCACCAGGACCUUCUUCAUACUAUUCUUAAAAUGUUGGCGGACCAACUUGCCAAUGUGGGUAAUCCGGUUUCAAACCAGCACCUUGUUUUACAACAGAUUGCUGGUCUCAAUGAAAGCUAUGAAGGUGUGGCCAUGCUCAUCCAACAAACCACGCCCCUACUUGAUUUCUAUGAUGUUCGUUCAAAAUUAAUCAUGGAAGAAGCCCGGAAAGCACAUCAAGCAGCUACCUCUCCCUCUUCGGGUGCCUCAGCUAACGCCCUAACAGUAUCAACACCGAACACAGCCAAAAACCAGUGACAACAGUCGCUACAACCAACAACAAUCAGAAUACUCCAACUCUAGAGGGCGACGUGUCCAUGGUCGUGGACGAUCCUUGAACAGACGAGAACGUGGAUCAAACAGCAGCCAUCAUCAGUCGUCAUACGGGUCAGGUUCUCAUCCCUAUCAACCUUGGUCCACGCCGCCUCCAUGGGCUUUGAUCGCGAGCUUACCCGUACCCGACUCAACUUUAUGCAUCCUCUAAGCCUCCUCCUAAUGUCCCCGGUAUCCUUGGCAGUCGACCUCAAUCUCAAUUCUCAACAACCUCAACAGGCCUACACCCCCUCGGAGGCAAGCUACACACCUACCAUCUUGAGCAAGCAUUCCAUACGAUGACCCUCCACCCACCUGAUCAAACUAGGUAUGCUGACACUUGGGCAACAUCUCCUAUGACUCAUACUCAGGUAACUUUACGUAUUAUAUCGAUAAUGGUCUUUAUCAUAACCUGAUUGUAGGUAAUUGCUCAACUAUUCGAAUCCAAGGUACAGGCCAUCAAACCCUCCCAUAUCCAUUCCCUUCUUUACUUCUUAAAAAUGUUCUUCACACACUUAAUGUAAUCAAAAAACCGUUUAUCUAUUUGUUGGUUUACUGUUGACAAUAAUAUUUCAGUUGAAUUUGACCCGUUAGGUUUUGAUGUGAAGGACUUCCGGACGCACAACUCCCGUCAUCUGUUGCAAUAGUAUCGGCGAUCUUUACCCAUUCACAUUCAGAUCAUCUUCCCAAGUUACGCCUCCUUCAACCUUUGCUGCAAUUACUAGAGACCUGUGGCACCAUCGGCUUGGUCAUCCUGGCAUGAAUACUUUAUUUUCUUUAAAUCGUGUUUGCAUUUUGAUUCCAGUUCUAAACAUUUAUCUACAAUUUUCUCUUCAUGUGUGUUUGGAAAACAAUCAAAGUUUCCUUUCUCUAUUUCUAAUUCUAGUACACAUUUGCCUUUCGAUAUAAUCUAUAC